GGACAUAAAGAGGGACUGCUGCAGGCUGCCAAAAAACUCCAGAGCAAUUACUGAAAUGCACCGAGAGGAAUUUAGCAUUUUCGAUUCACCGGGGGCUUCCUCACGAAACACCUAAAAAUAGACUGCGCCCAAGUAAGUUUUGGUGAAGUAAUUUCAUUAUCGGCUGCGGGCUUUCUCCUCAUCUUAUGAUUGAUUAUAAUAGAGCUCCUCCGCACUCUUCAAUCAGCGCGCGCUCUCAGCCUUUAAUUUCACUUGUUCUUUAUUUCUUUUUCUUUUUUUCCUCGCACCGGGGGAACACGUCAUGUGGUGAGCUCACAUUACGGUUUUGUGUGGUAUUUAAAGAGUCCGUCCUCCCCGGAGCGGAGAGAGGGAGAGCCGAGCACCGGGACCGCGUGUGUACAGGCGCGUGCGUGUGUUCGGUGUGUGUGUUUCUGUGUGUGCGCGCCGGGGCUGCAGCUGAACCACUCAACCGUCCGGAGGUCUGAGGUGGGCGGAGACUCGAGCCCGAGGUCCUCCAGUCCGCAGCGACGCACCGUGCAUUUCGGACUCGGCACCCGCACCCCGUCCGAGGAGGAGGCAGCAUCAUGGCAACGACUACUUGUACACGUUUUACGGAUGAAUACCAGCUGUACGAGGAGCUUGGCAAGGGGGCCUUUUCAGUGGUGCGCCGCUGUGUCAAACUCUGCACAGGCCAAGAGUACGCCGCCAAAAUCAUCAACACCAAAAAACUCUCGGCCAGAGACCACCAGAAACUGGAGAGAGAAGCUCGCAUCUGCAGAUUGCUCAAGCACCCCAACAUCGUUCGUCUCCAUGACAGUAUUUCAGAGGAAGGCUUCCACUAUCUCCUCUUUGACCUGGUGACAGGAGGGGAGCUGUUUGAGGACAUUGUGGCCAGAGAGUACUACAGUGAAGCAGAUGCCAGUCAUUGCAUCCAGCAGAUCCUGGAGGCCGUGCUCCACUGCCAUCAGAUGGGGGUGGUACACAGAGACCUCAAGCCGGAGAACCUGCUGCUGGCCAGCAAGUGUAAGAACGCAGCAGUGAAACUGGCCGACUUUGGACUGGCCAUCGAGGUCCAAGGAGACCAGCAAGCUUGGUUUGGUUUUGCAGGGACUCCCGGCUACUUAUCCCCAGAGGUGCUGAGGAAGGAGGCGUACGGUAAACCCGUAGACAUCUGGGCAUGUGGUGUGAUCCUCUACAUCCUUUUGGUUGGAUACCCUCCGUUCUGGGACGAGGACCAGCACAAACUCUACCAGCAGAUCAAAGCUGGAGCGUACGAUUUUCCCUCCCCAGAGUGGGACACAGUGACUCCGGAGGCUAAAAAUCUGAUCAACCAGAUGCUGACUAUCAACCCAGCCAAGAGAAUCACAGCCCAGGAGGCUCUGAAGCACCCAUGGGUCUGCCAACGCUCCACAGUGGCCUCUAUGAUGCACAGACAGGAGACGGUCGAGUGCCUGAAGAAGUUUAACGCCAGGAGGAAACUCAAGGGCGCCAUUUUGACCACCAUGCUCGUCUCCAGGAACUUCUCUGUGGGUCGGCAGACUACAGCCCCUGCCGCCGUCAGCGCCGUGGCUGGAACGACCGCCGGCAUCGUGGAACAAGCAGCCAAGAGUCUCCUCAACAAGAAGGCUGAUGUCAAGCCCCAGACAAACAGCACGAGAAACAGCAUAGUCACCAGUCCCAAAGGCAACGUCCCCUCUGCUGCACUGGAGCCUCAGACUACUGUUAUCCAUAAUCCAGUAGAUGGGAUCAAGGAAUCAUCAGACAGCAGCAACACAACCAUUGAGGAUGAAGAUGUGAAAGCUCGCAAACAGGAGAUCAUAAAGAUCACAGAGCAGCUUAUCGAAGCUGUCAACAAUGGAGACUUUGAGGCCUAUGCGAAGAUCUGCGACCCUGGUCUGACCUCGUUUGAGCCUGAGGGGCUGGGUAAUCUGGUGGAGGGAAUGGACUUCCACAGAUUUUACUUUGACAAUCUCCUCUCCAAGAACAGCAAACCCAUCCACACCACCAUCCUCAACCCUCACGUGCACAUGAUCGGGGACGACGCCGCCUGCAUCGCCUACAUCCGCCUGACGCAGUUUGUCGACGGGCAGGGCCGCCCGCGCUCCAGCCAAUCAGAAGAGACCAGGGUAUGGCACCGCAGGGACAGCCGGUGGCAAAACGUCCACUUCCACUGCUCAGGAGCUCCUGCUGCCCCGCUGCAGGGAUGAGGUAUGUGAGACUGAUGAGGCCACGAGGAGCAGAGAAGUGGAUAAUCAAAGAGAGAGAAUCAGCGCUGAGAGAGAGGUGGAGGUGGACGGAGGGUGAGUUAAAGGAGUCUGAAGAGUCUGGUUUUUCCUCCUGAGCUCUGCACACGCCCGCCUCGCUCUUCUCUCUCUCUUGUCUCUCUACAACCUCGACAACAGACAGUGUAACACCGACGCUCCCAUCACCAAAACCUACAGCACUCAGCAGAGGGCUACGAAAAGGAAACUCUCUAGCCAGCGGUCUGACGCUGCCACACACCUGGACACCACCUGUCCUCCUCUUCUUUAUUCUGGGCUCCGGUGUGGCUGAAGAUUCCCCCUUUUACUUCCUCUCAAACUUAAAGUUAUUGUUCCUUCCUUCUAGUAUUAUCAUGGCUGCAGUCUAUCCUUGUGCUCUUUCACCUGUACAGUAUAUUUAUUAGUCAUUCUUUCUGGUUUCCUCCUCUUCUUCUUCUUCUUCUUUUAUAUGACGAGCAUGACUCCUACCUGUACUCUUAUUACCAGUGGCUGUUUUUCUGCACGACUAAAAGGCUGCCUGUGUGAAAUGAACAAACAGUAUACCACGUGUCUCACAGAGACAGAGCGACCAGUGGGUGUAUUUAAUUAUCCGUUUGGUUUUGUUAUUCAAUGGAGGUUUUUUUCCCCUCUCUCUUUUCUCUGGAGUGUAGUUGACCCCAAACCAGACGCCUCCGUGUGUUCGCCGGACCCCUCCGAGCCGCUCUGUGAGACAGUGAAAAAACCAUGCAGCAUGCUAAGAUAUUACUGUCGUUCUUAAUCGAUUCUCUGUGUACCGAACAUCGCAAGUUAACCGCUGAAAUUAUGACAAAUGGUUGAAAUCCUAGUAUCACGCUGUUUAUGUAAAUUUCCAGUUUCAUCGUGGUGACUUGACUACAAUUAACGCUGUAGAUGGUAUUUAAUUGCAUGAUAUUCCGAGUUAAUACAUUGGUAAGUUGGGUGUUAUCGUGCAUUUUGUUGAUUUUUCUCUUUUCGGACUGAACUGCUGGUGAGCUAUAACCUAUCACCUCUAUUUUCUGGGCUUUGUAAGUGCAUAAACUAUUUUUGUGUUCAUAUCAUAGUGUAGUAUAAAACGAGGAUGCUGGUGAGGAUCGUGACAGAAAAUGCCUUUUUUAAAGAAAUCGUUCGGAUCAGAUUUAAAAAAACAGCUCUUUACUGUAUCAGAGACAAAAACUUUUAGAAUCAACAACAGACCCGACAGGCUUCACAUCAGGGGGUUUGAUUCUUCAUUUAGAUCAUUCUCAGCAGCUUCUUACUUCACACUUUUAAAGGAGAGAGUGGAAGCGAUGCUUUGUACUGUAUAUUAAAAGUGAUAAAGGAGGAACUGGGAUCAUGGACAUGUCGGAUUUUAGAAAUAUUGUUUGACCCAACACCAAAAGCAAAGCUGUAAACCUCUCAGUCCUGUGAAAACCAUGGAUAUCUAAGAAUUUUAAUGAGUUAUCAACAACCCACAGAGGAAUAUUUAAUCCUUAAAAUGACUAUAAUCAAUAAUUUCAUAAUAAAGUAUCAAAUGACAAUCUGAAAUCUGGUUGUGAUAACCCUACAGAGAAUUAUCAGCUGAAUCUGUGGCUCCGAUUUCAGGAAACUUUUCAGAAUAAAAGCCACUGCAUUAUUUUCCUAAAAAUCUAAGUGUUUAUUGGCCUAAAAAUGGAAAAUCACUUACAUUAAGUAGAAAGUUAAAUCCUCCCAGAGAAAAACACUCAGGGUGUUUCCUCACUGCCCUCAGUGGUCUGAACUUUAAGACCCCUGUGGAGUACAUGAACCUGUCCUCAAGAGGGCGCCAACAUCCAACAACAGAGGUUCAGUAAACAAACAUGAUCAGUGGUGAGUUCAGGUGGUACAGACAGGAACAGAUCAGUUCAUUCAUUAAAUCAGUGUUUACUGUAUUUUACUGUUGCUUUCGCUCAGUUUUCCAACAGAGUUUAAAAUCUAAAGUAUCAGAGCUGAGACAAUUUUAAUAAUCUGUUUAAGUAACUGUUGCUGGUUCCACCUUCUCAGGUGUGAACAUCAGUGACUUCUCUCUUUUAUUUCGUUGUAAACUGAAUAUUUGGGGGUUUUGACUGUUGUUCAGGUAAAAACAACAAAUCUAAAACUCAGCUCAGGCUCUAGGAAUCUGUAAAUUGGCUCUUUUUGUUAAAUGUAAUCUGGAGUCUGAGUCUGCUCCGCUGUAAAUCUCUGACGAUGAUCUUCACUGCAUCAAUUUCAUUUGAGACAUCUGAGAUAUUUAUAUAAUUUAAUUUUUAAAGUGCAAUAAAAUAUUAAACCACUGUGACAGACACUGAAGAUAUGACAGCUCAAAAUAUAAAGAUGUAUUAAGAUGUUCAAAUAAGGUGAAUGUUUGCAAAGACAUGUUUUGCAUGCAGUGAUGCAGAUACGUUUAGUUAUAAUAAUACAAUAAAAUAAACUAUUCAUAUAGCACCUUACAAAACAAAAAGUCAAAAAGUGCAAAAUUAAAACAAUUCUGCGCUAAUGUUAAAUAAAAUGUGGUGUAUAAAUGUGCAGAAAAUUAUUAUAUAAUUUUAAAAAAAGAGACUGAUAAAUAAAACAUGUUAGAACUGGAAAAAUAAAUCUUUAAAUUAAAAAAAAAAAAAGGUUUUGAUAAGUGAAGGAAAAACCAGUGAAACCUGUGGUAAAGCUAAAAUCUCUGCAUCAAGAGUUUUUACUUUACAUUUUGUCCAAGUGAUUUUAUUCAAACUCCACAGGAACAAGGGCUAAACAGCAUCUGAAACCCGAAACACAUCUAACACUAACUAACAGCAUGUUCAGAGCUACAGAUCAUUAAAGGUGGUUUUUGUGUUAAAGUUGAGCCAAAGCAGUGGUAAAAUACUGCAGGUGUCCAGGCUGGUAAUUGUUCUGAUGAUCAGACACUCUGCAGAUCGUGUUUGGUGGAUUAUUAUUAUUAUUUUUUUUAAUCAUUUGUCUCUGAAACUCCCACAGACGGCGUGAAGCCAAAACCAUCAGUAUCCUCUGACAGUAUCAGUAGUUUAAUAGGAUUAUUGGUCACUUAGAGUCAUUGUCCCCUUUGGCAACAAAUCCAUGUCCAGUUAAUUAGUGUGUAAUGUAACACUAAUGUAACAGAGCCUCAGUUCAGGUGAGUGAUCAGGAGGUGAGUUCUUGUUCAUUUAUUUAUUUGUUUAUUUAUUAUACUGAUGAUGAUGAUGAUGAUGAUGAUUCCUCUGGUGUGCGUUCCACGUCUUCUAAAUAUUAAAAUGUGAUCAGAUGUAAUCAGUGUGUGAACCAAUAAACUGACAAUGCAGAGAGCAGCUCA
Messenger RNA from Lates calcarifer (barramundi perch), 5526 nucleotides. RefSeq names its product calcium/calmodulin-dependent protein kinase type II subunit beta (gene camk2b2). The coding region runs from base 585 to 2207 and encodes 540 amino acids. Gene Ontology annotation, cellular component: neuron projection; cytoplasm. The record is from RefSeq and is a predicted model, not a curated record. NCBI's taxonomy places the organism in Eukaryota, Metazoa, Chordata, Actinopteri, Centropomidae. Gene Ontology annotation, molecular function: calmodulin binding; ATP binding; calcium/calmodulin-dependent protein kinase activity. The transcript has 21 exons. Gene Ontology annotation, biological process: protein phosphorylation.